Panicum virgatum (switchgrass) is the source of this 722-nucleotide messenger RNA. Its product is annotated as glutelin-2-like. Gene Ontology annotation, molecular function: nutrient reservoir activity. The transcript has a single exon. The record is from RefSeq and is a predicted model, not a curated record. NCBI's taxonomy places the organism in Eukaryota, Viridiplantae, Streptophyta, Magnoliopsida, Poales, Poaceae. The coding region runs from base 68 to 559 and encodes 163 amino acids.
UCGAGCUCAGUUUACAGAUAGACCAAAGAACAGAUCAACCGAACCUACAGCUAGCUACUACACUACCAUGAAGACCGUGCUCGUUGCCCUCGCCCUCCUAGCUCUCGCCGUGAGUGUGACCUCCACGCACACGUGCGGGCAGGCGCCGCACCAGCAGGCGGCGCCGCCACUGCACCAGUGCCCGUGCCAGCACCAGCAGUCGCAGCAGCAGCCGUACCCGCAGCUGCCGAUGCUGACCCAGUGCGGCGAGCUGCUGAGGCAGCAGUGCAGCCCGAUGGCGACGCCCUACUGCACGCCGCAGUGCCAGAUGCUGCGGCAGCAGUGCUGCCAGCAGCUCAGGCAGGUGGACCCGCAGCACCAGUACCAUGCCGUCUACACCAUGGUGCUCCAGAUGGUGCAGCAGCAGCAGCCGCCGCCGUACGGUGGGGUCCAUGGCCCUCAGGGCCAGGCGGCGAUGGUGGCGGCGCAGGUUGCGCAGCAGCUGACGGCGACCUGCGGCAUGCACCAGCAGCCUCCCUGCGCCGCCUGCGGCGCCGCCGCUGGCGGUGUGCCUUACUGAAUGAACUAAUGUAAGAUGUGGCCGCUGGCUAGCUAGCUAUGAGGGAAUAAAGUGUCAUCACGCAUCACCAUGUGUGAGGCAAUGACAUGAAUAAUCGGGGAAAAUAUAUAAUUCCUUACAUGUCAACGAGAUCUCUCUUGUUAACAAUAAAGUGUUUUCGGAU